Messenger RNA from Paramecium tetraurelia, 396 nucleotides. RefSeq lists its product as uncharacterized. NCBI's taxonomy places the organism in Eukaryota, Ciliophora, Oligohymenophorea, Peniculida, Parameciidae. The record is from RefSeq and is a predicted model, not a curated record. The transcript has a single exon.
AUGGGAUCACUUGUCAGCACCAAUAAGUAAAUGUAAUCGAUUGAAUAAUUAGAGGAGGAUAAUCAAAUUACAGCAAAUAAACCACAGGCUUUUUAAUAUUAUCCUAAACUUUAUUAACAAAACUAUGAUAAUCAGAUUAAUAACAACAUAGACAACAAUUAUCCUUGUUUUUUAUUUUUUGGAACAACUGAAAAGCCAGAUUAAUCUGAUGACAUGGAGGAUAGCAGAGAUAGAGGAGAUAGUUUAGAAACUCCUUGUUGGAAUAUUCCAUAAAGAAUUAAUAAUCCGGACAUUACUAGUAAUUCAACAAAUUAAAAAAUUCUUAAAAAAUCUUAAACUAAGUAAAAACAAGGAAGCAAUAUAAUAUAAAGAAUAAAUACAGAAAGGAUAUUUUGA